AUGUCGCAUCACUUCGCGUCGCCGGGAUCUGUGAACCUGAACGGUUCUGAUGAUCACCACUAUCGCUACACGAUGCCAGCACUCGAAGUGAAGCACGAGGGCAAGACCAAGAUGAAAAAAUCAUUGUUGGUCAACAUUACCCCCAUCAGCGAAGCUGUUGGACGUCCAGUCGAGGCACUUCUACAGUACAUCAGCCAAAGCUCCAAUGCAGCGUGGAACUUGGAUGGCAAGGGCGGCAAGAGCAAGUCCUUAAAGGCUUAUGUCACGGGGCAUCAUGCGCAAGCAGAUCUGCAGGAGCAAAUCCUGGCUUUCAUCCGCAGCUUUGUCCUUUGCGGACAUUGUGGCAACCCAGAGACGAGGCUGGAGGUGGAAGGUGCCAAGAAGCGCAGGACAGCUACGUUGGUUUGCAAGAGUUGCAGCAGGCGCACGACGCUCGACCCAGACGAGAAGUGCGUGAAGCAGAUGAUGCAGCACAUGCACGACGCGCACGAGGGCCCCGUGAAAGGUCAUGCAGCAGAGGACGCCCGCAUGACUGAAUUCGCGGACAUCGCAGUUGGCAGCGCCGCCCAAGAGACCAAGCGAAGCCUGAAGCAGCGCUGUGAGUGUGGACAUGAGACCAGCAAGCCGCAGUGCAAGCGCUGCGGCCGAGUCCUGACGGAGCCUGCAUCUACGCAUGACGCAGUUGAGCCCAAUGCCCAGGCUCAAGACCUCACCGGAGAUGUGCUGAAGUGGAUGCAUGCUCAGUCAGCUCCUGGCAUCACUGCCGAGACCAGCGCCGACUUCAUCACCUUGCUCAGUGCCGGGCAUUCCAUGGCCGCGUUGCUGAAGACGACCGGGAAGGUGGUCGCGCGUGAUGCAAUGUCUUCUUUGGGUCCGGAGUUGGGUCAGUCACUCACCGAGCCUCGUCAGAUUGCUGAAGCAGUGAGCACUACUAUGCAGAAGCAGGUGCCCUUGCUGCAGCUCUUGCUUGGCGACCCGCGUUCUCCUCGGGCAGGCUUGGAUGCGGUCGUCGCCGGUAUCCAUGAAGAGGUUGUGGAGAGCAAUGCACGGAGCCUGGGAGAGGCGGUGCUCUUUGGGUUGCUUCUGGCGCUGCACGAGCAUGCAGACGAGAUUCCUGAUGCUGAGCUGUGCGCUGCGUGUGUGAAGCUCCCAUGUCAAAGUGAGAACAUGAGGAAGUUCAUCAAGUAUUUGAGCGAGUGA
Symbiodinium natans is the source of this 1200-nucleotide messenger RNA. Lineage: Eukaryota; Dinophyceae; Suessiales; Symbiodiniaceae. The record is from the annotation of a GenBank genome assembly.